Messenger RNA from Zingiber officinale, 1153 nucleotides. RefSeq names its product E3 ubiquitin-protein ligase RNF4-like. The record is from RefSeq and is a predicted model, not a curated record. The transcript has 5 exons. NCBI's taxonomy places the organism in Eukaryota, Viridiplantae, Streptophyta, Magnoliopsida, Zingiberales, Zingiberaceae. The coding region runs from base 284 to 895 and encodes 203 amino acids.
GUGUUCCUCGUUGAAGCGCGACGACCAUAUAAGACACCCCCCAAAGUCGCCUCUUUUCGCCAUCAUCGAUCGCCUCCAUACAUCUCAAUCGUCUACGAAAAUCCUAUCCCUUUGAUCGCUGGAGAAGCUUUCCGAUUUCCAUUGAUCGGCUGCAAAUCUUUGAUCGGCGGUUGAUGAUGAAUUGAUCAUGGACAUUCCUCCGUAUUUAUGUUGGGAAGCAUAUUGUCUUUUAUGCCAUAAGCAAUCUUGAAUCAUUGAGUCGGGGCACGAGGAGGCACCAAAGAUGGUCCGGAAUAUAGACCUUAAUUUUCCACCUGUGGAGAGUAUCGAAUAUCCGGAGCCAGAAAACAUUUAUCGUGCUUGUCAACAACAAGUGUCUUACGUGCCACCAAGUUCUGCUACUAAUGUAGAACUGACAGAGAAUGAGGUUGUAAUCCUUUCUUCUUCAGGAAGCUUACCCAUGGGAAGGAACAUUAACAAAAGGAACCAGUCUGUUAUGAUGAACUUGAAUCAAGAUCUCGAGUUAAAUCUGAGAAGGUCAGUCACCGCAGAGGAACACGCGAGAAGUUCAUCUUGUUUCGCUUGCAAGAGGCCAUUUAGAAGUUCAACUAGUGGGACAACUGCCAAUUAUUAUCCUUAUCAUGAUUUGGAAGAUGGGCAUGAUGCAAGGAGUAAGAAACUGGUGACGCCUGAGCCACAACUUGUGAAAGUAAUUGUGAAGCCGCACACCUGUUCAAUCUGCAUGGAGGAAUUGGUAGAGGCAGCAUCGACUAUUUGUGGCCAUAUUUUCUGUGUGACCUGCACAAAGUCCUUCAUAAGGAUACAAAAGAAAUGCCCAACUUGCAGGAGGAAGCUUAACAUGAGAAAUUUCCACCGUGUUUACCUUCCUAAUUAAAAUAAACUUCAAAUGCUGUUCAUUUUUGUGUUGCUUUUCAAUCUUCUUUUCUCAUCCUAUUUUAUCCCCUUUUUGCCUCGGUAGAGGGACUCUUGUUCUAGAUAUUCUAGAAUAUAGGUUAUAGAAAAAAGAAUAAUUUUCUUGGGUUGCAAUGAUAUAUGAUGAUAGAAAAGAAGAUUUAAUGCUGGAUGUACUCUUUACAUUGUAGCUCAAUGUCUGUUAUUUUUGAGUUAUAUCAUUUGUUUCUUUUUUUGGAUC